Pogona vitticeps (central bearded dragon) is the source of this 1546-nucleotide messenger RNA. Lineage: Eukaryota; Metazoa; Chordata; Lepidosauria; Squamata; Agamidae. The record is from RefSeq and is a predicted model, not a curated record.
CAUUCGAGAUUUGGGGACCCAAAGCGGGAGUCUGUCUUUUCCCAGGACGUCAUGGCGCCUGCGCUGAAUUUCGGGGUCAGGGUUGUGAGUAUGGGCUUUGUAGUCCUGAUCUUACUCCCGGAGGUGGAGAGCGCAAGGCAGCCCCGAGAGCACUUCAUCUUUCAGGAGAAGCAUGAGUGCCACUAUCACAACGGGACGCAGCGGGUGCGCUACCUGGACCGCUACAUCUACGGCCGGCAGGAGACCUUCCACUUCGACAGCGACCGCGGCCAGUUCGUGGCCGUCACGCCGCUCGGGGAGAUCGACGCCGCCUGCUUGAACAAGCAGAAGGAACUCCUCGAGUACAAGCGGAGAGAAGUGGACACCAUCUGCCGGUUCAGCUACGCAGAAGUAGAGGGUUUCCUCAAAGAGCGCAAAGUUCAGCCCAAGGUGAAGAUCACCCCCACUUUCUCCUCCCCUUCCCUCCAUAAUUUGCUGAUCUGCAACGUGGCCGGAUUCUGGCCUUCAGCCAUCAAAAUCACCUGGUUCAGAAACGGGGAGGAGGAAGACGAGGCCAAAGUGUUCCACACGGAUCUGACCCGAAAUGGAGAUUGGACCUUCCAGAUCCAGGUGAUGCUGGAAACUCAGCUGGAACAUGGAGACGUCUACACCUGCCAGGUGGAGCACGCCAGCUUCCCAGAGCCCGUCACCAUCCAGUGGGAACCGGAUUCCUCCAGGAGUAAGAUGUGGACAGGAGUGGCAGGAUUUGUGCUGGGGCUGGUCUUUCUGGCACCUGGACUCACCCUCUACAUGAAGACUAAAAAAGAAGCGCUGAUGAGUUAAGCCUGCUAUGAUAGAGAAGCAGCAUUCCCUCCUGACAAUGCUCUCUCAUUCCUCCCUAAGAAGAUGCAAGCUGUGGAGUGGAGAGGGGCAGAAGAAGAAAAAUAUAUAAGUCUUACCAACAUUGCUAGAAAACAGGGCAAGGUUUUGCCUUUCAGUUCUUGCUGGCAUUGAGCACAAAAGUUUUCAUGGGGAAUCUUCCAGGGUGGGAUGAAGGCAAAGCAGUCUCCUGCCAUGUUAUCUUAGUUCGUACUCUCUCAAUGUUUCAUUGCAGCAUGGGUGUCUCUGUCUGUGUACUUUAAAUUGUGUAUAUUAAAAGAAUUAAGAUCGGGAGAAGGGGGGGGGGACAAGAACCUCCCUUGUGGCCUGGGUGGGCAGAGAGCGGAAGGUCAAAUGUCCUUGGUGUUUUGCUCGCACUCAUUUUGUGGUUGUGGGUGACAGAGCGGGUGUGUAUCCAAAACCCACUCCCCAAGGUCAUCCUUCGGGAGGAGAGCAAGGGUGGCCAGCUGUUCCCCCUGGACCCCACUGUUUGGGACUGCUCCUCCCUGAUGCACUUUACUUCCAAUUGUACCAACAACCCAGCUGCAAAUUUGGCAGUGGAUUUCUGCCAAUGAGAAACCUCUUACUGUGGUGUAACCUCUGACCUGCUUGUAUAAAAUUGCUUAUUUAGCAGACCUUGGUAGGAGGUCUGGGCCAUGUUUUCAUGAAUAAAAUGUCUGUUGGCUUC